GUGCCAUUGCGUAACAUCUUUACACAAUACAGACACACAGUCUUAUAGUCCAUUGGUUGUGUUCUAAUAAGUUGUUCUAUUCUAACAAUGAACCGUACUAUUUAGCAUGGGUUUUCCUACCGGAACCAAGUUGUACGCUGCGAGUGAUGCCAUAUCUGAAUCAAGUUUGGUGCCCAGCUUUGUGCAUCUUUCACACAUAAGAGUACGAGUCUUACGGUGGGGCCAUGAUUCCGAAAUGCGAUGUGGAAAAAAAAAUAUGGAGUUGAUUCUGAUGUUCUAAUCUUGGACAAGUCAAGCAAACUUUUGCCACCACAAGAUGGUGCUAUGACGGCAGCAAUGACGACAGUCAUGUGACCCGUGUUGUCCAAGGCAGGGGACAUAGACCUGACAGCCCCAGCUCUCAACGCUGGCCAAAUUGCUAAACAACUGGUCACGAGUUGGUUUUGCAGAAUCGGCGGAGGAUUUUCUGCGACUUUGCCUCUCGUAGCUAACGAGUUGGGUCAUCACGCACGCACGGCGCUCAGUUGGUAGGAUCCGGACCCUGAACAAUAUUCCACCACACCAGUGAUCCUCAGGAUCUGCUGCCCACGACCACGAGUCUGUUCUCGGAAUUGUCUCCGCAAAACUGUGACCAUACCAGUGACCAUACCAACCCAAUCCUUCUGCUUCCGGCCCAGAUAAUAAAGAGCCCAUCGAAGCACCAGAGAGCUCUCCAGCAUUCAUCAGCUGAUUUCAGAAUCACGAUCGUUAGCAGAGCAGAGACACGCACCCGUGCGCGUUGCACAUCCGCUCUUCAGCUUCUGUGGGGGUAGGACACUACUGCAGUCUGCAGGAGAUGACGGGAGGCUGCGAGCUCAAGCUACUGGGGAUGUGGGCGAGCCCGUUCGUCACCAGAGCGAAGCUCGCGCUGCAGAUCAAGGGCCUGAGCUACGAGUACGUCGAGGAGGAUCUCGGCAACAAGAGCGAGCUCCUGCUCAGCUCCAACCCCGUGCACAAGGCGGUGCCCGUGCUCAUCCACGACGGGAAGCCCGUCUGCGAGUCGUCGGUCGUCGUCCAGUACAUCGACGAGGCCUUCGCCGGCGCCGGCCCGUCCCUGCUCCCCGCCGACCCCUACGAGCGCGCCGCCGCUCGCUUCUGGGCCGCCUACGUUGAAGACAAGCUAGUGACGCCAUGGAGGCAGCUGUUCAGGGUCAAGACCGACGAGGAGAGGGCCGAGGUGAUGAGGCAGACGAUCGCGGCGGCGGACGCGCUAGAGGGAGGCUUGAAGGAGUGCUCGGGGGGGGGGGGGGGGGGGGGGGGUGGGGGGGGGAAGGGGCCCUUCUUCGGCGGCGAGAGCGUCGGGUACGUGGACGUCCUCCUGGGUGGCAUGGUCUCAUGGGUGAAGGUGACGGAGGUGGUAUCCGGUGCCAAGGUGAUUGGUGCCACCAAGACGCCGCUGCUGGCCGCGUGGAUGGAGCGCUUCUGCGAGCUCGACGCGGCCGGGGCGGUCCUGCAGGACGUCGGCGCGUUGGUCGAGUACGCCAGGGCGGUGCAGGCACGGUUUGCCGCUGCAGCAACGAACAAUUAGUAGUGGAAAACUGGGAUCUGAUCUGUUUGGAUCUGCAGCUCCGAACAUACUGCUAGCGAACAUUUAAAUUUAGAACCCCAUAUCCCUAAAUAUCUUCUUCGUCUUUAAGCAGCUCAUUCCGCAAUUGAUUUUCAGCAAUGCCAUCUCCUUCUCUUAUGUUCCUUCUCCACCGCUCCUAGGCUCAGGGCCUUGUUUAGAUGCAUGUAGUAAAGUUUUUGAAAGGGAUUUUUUUUA
This is a messenger RNA of Panicum virgatum (switchgrass), 1801 nucleotides long. Its product is annotated as probable glutathione S-transferase GSTU6. The record is from RefSeq and is a predicted model, not a curated record. Gene Ontology annotation, biological process: glutathione metabolic process. Gene Ontology annotation, cellular component: cytoplasm. The coding region runs from base 836 to 1567 and encodes 243 amino acids. The transcript has 2 exons. NCBI's taxonomy places the organism in Eukaryota, Viridiplantae, Streptophyta, Magnoliopsida, Poales, Poaceae. Gene Ontology annotation, molecular function: glutathione transferase activity.